UUUGUUGAUGUGAAACCAUAACUGCUCUAUUAAUAAGACGUUUCUGUUGCAUUUCGGCUCGGUCAACACAACAUGGCGUUCGUAUCGCGAGCAACUCGCUCACCCGCUACGUGGAGUAAACUCCAUGUUAUUGAUUGAGGGGAGGCGUGGAUUGCGGGAAUUCGUGCGUCAUUAGACCGCCUUUCAGGGAUGUGUGCCGUAAAGUCAACGGAUCCGACGGAAAACUAUACGGAUGUGUCCAAUUAUGUAUUUGAAACUAACGGUUUCUACGUGUCAUCAUUCUGCACUGCUUCUUUGAAGUGGCCGCCGUUUGGCCUCCCAACGUUAAGAAAGAGUCUGUCCACGUGUAAUGAGACAUCGGUGAAACAUGAGGAGGGAAAUUGCAGCUGUGGUGUUCUUCCUGAAGAGGCUCUUGAAAACGGGAGCUCAGCUGGAGUCUCACCAAGUCGAGCUCUUUGUUGAGAGGCUGGCUGUGGCACUGCAGGAGAAGUUCAAGGGGCACUGGUACCCGGCAAACCCCAGCAAAGGACAUGCAUACAGGUGCAUCCGGAUCAACAGGCUCCACAGGCAGGAGCCAGAGUUCCUGCGGGCCUGCCGGGAGAGUCGGCUUCAGUACAGUGACCUGGGACUGCCCAGUGAACUCACAUUGUGGGUGGACCCCGGAGAGGUCUGCUGCAGGUAUGCGGAACAAAACCCUUUCUUCUCAGUGGCCACUUUCCCUAGUGAUGAGGAAGAGGACAAAGAGGUUGCAAAGAAGGUGACCAGCGCUUUGGAGAGGGUGACAUCAGACUAUCACUCAGGUUCAUCUUCCGACGAGGAGAGCACACGCACUUCCCCCCUUACGUUUGACUACAGCCGCUGUUCUUACCAGGGAAUAAACCCAAAUGCUCCUCCCUGGCAUCCGAAAAAAACGGUAACUGGCAAAAGUGUGAUCCUUCCUCCCCAUGGUUUCACGCCUUGCAGCAGAGCCCCACACACACACACUUCAAGGCAGAAACUGUGGGUUCCCCCAAGCUACAGAACAGGACCUGGUUACUGCGACACACACCUGGCACACCCUUACAUGUAGGAAUAAUGGUGCAUAUUGUUCAAACUGGACAACAAAUCUGAAGGUGACGCGACCUUAAGACGACUGUCACUUUUUUUUAAAAACAGGAAUUUUAUAGUGUAAAUGUUGAUUGUUUCGACUUUUUUUUGCACUUUAGACCAUUUUGUUAAAGUUUGAAUAAAUCACUUGUAUUCAAUUGGAUAUUGAAAUGAGAAUACUACACAUGUUAUCUUGAAGUACUCUAUUUUUACGAAGGGAGACUUUCAUGUAUGCCACUUACUGCGGUCCUUUGUAAUAAAAUGUAUUUAUUCAUAGUGUAGAAUUCUCAGAUGUAUAGGCCUAAAUUUAUGAUGUUUUAUUAAACACACGUUCCAAGCAUGA
Messenger RNA from Pleuronectes platessa (European plaice), 1429 nucleotides. RefSeq names its product B-cell translocation gene 3 (gene btg3). The transcript has 5 exons. Gene Ontology annotation, cellular component: cytoplasm; nucleus. The record is from RefSeq and is a predicted model, not a curated record. Bases 368 to 1069 code for a protein of 233 amino acids. Lineage: Eukaryota; Metazoa; Chordata; Actinopteri; Pleuronectiformes; Pleuronectidae. Gene Ontology annotation, biological process: negative regulation of mitotic cell cycle; negative regulation of cell population proliferation.